Messenger RNA from Rhodotorula toruloides NP11, 1434 nucleotides. RefSeq names its product Major Facilitator Superfamily protein. NCBI's taxonomy places the organism in Eukaryota, Fungi, Basidiomycota, Microbotryomycetes, Sporidiobolales, Sporidiobolaceae. Gene Ontology annotation, molecular function: transmembrane transporter activity. The record is from RefSeq and is a predicted model, not a curated record. Gene Ontology annotation, biological process: transmembrane transport. The transcript has 13 exons. The coding region runs from base 1 to 1434 and encodes 477 amino acids.
AUGAUGACCGCCGAUACGAAUGGCGAAGCGACGCCGACGGCGACGAGGAGGACGUUCUACCGCACAACGCUCUUUCAGAUGCUCGUGGUCGGGCUGAUCAGCUUUCUCGCGCCGGGACUCUGGAACGGAGCUCAGGGACUCGGUGCUGGCGGCGCGCUUGAGCCGUACCUCGUUUCGCUUUCGAAUUCGCUCGUGUUUGUCCUGAUGGGCUUUGGCUGCGUCUUCGCGCCCGUCAUCGUGAACAAGCUCGGCGUCAAGAACACGCUCAUCAUCGGCACGCUCGGAUGGUCUGUCUACACUGCUGCACUAUACCAGAACAACCGCUACGGCACCGAAUGGUUCGUGAUCUUCGGCGCUGUCAUCUGCGGCCUGUCGGCCGGGACGUACUGGGCUUCCGAAGGCGCCAUCGUCCUUGCGUACCCCGAGCCGCACAAGCGCGGAAAGUACCUCGCGCUGUGGCUGUUCUUCAAGAACUCCGGCCAGAUCGUCUCGGGCGCGAUCAACCUCGCCACGAACGCUCACAACUCGAAAGGCGGAAAGGUCAACUACAAGACGCUCAUCUCGUUCAUCGCCCUGCAAGUCGCUGCGAUCCCGCUUGCCUUCUUCAUCUCGAACCCGGACAAGGUUCAGCGACAGGAUCGCAGCGAGAUACCGCUCAGCGACCAGACGAGUACGAAGGAGCAAAUCCGGCUUCUCUGGAAGACUUGCUCGUCUCGCAAGGUCGGCAUGCUGCUGCCCGUCUUCUUCUCGUCCUGGUUUUACUGGGGCUACGCCUCGCUUCAUCUCACACUCUACUACUCUGUCCGCGCUCGCGCCCUCGCAUCUUUCCUCUCGGCGAUCUGCGGAGUCAUCGCGACCUCUCUCCUCGGCACCUUCCUCGACUCGCGCCGCUUCUCGCUCGCCUUCCGCGCUCGAGCAGGAGCAGUACUCGUCUUCACGCUCUUCAGCGGCAUACUCGUCUGGGCGAUCGUCGUUCAACACCAGUUCACACAGCACAACCCGGGCAAGCUCGACUGGACAGACAAGUCGGGCAGGUUCAGCAAGGGCUUCGGCAUGUUGAUCAUGCUGAAUGCGAGCGGUAACGCCGUGCAGAACUACCUGUACUGGCUCAUCUCGCACCUCGCCGUCGACCUGGGAGAGACGACUCGCUACGCCGGUCUGCUGCGCGGCGUCGAGUCGUGGGGACAAUGCUGCUCGUUCGGCAUGAACUCGACUCACUUCAACCCGACGUACACGGUCGUCAUCAACAUCGUCUUUUGGGCGGUUUCGCUGCCGUCUUCGUUCUUGACCAUCAUGAAACUCGGCAGGGAGGAAGGGUACGGCGCAGAGCGGGCGGGUCAGGUCGAGGACAUUGAGCGGGAGCGCAGCAUUGACGAGAAGACUGUCGAAGGCGAAGCAGCGUCGUCGAAGGAGCGAGAGGAGGAAGUAGUUUAG